Pangasianodon hypophthalmus (striped catfish) is the source of this 2287-nucleotide messenger RNA. RefSeq names its product orthodenticle homeobox 2a (gene otx2a). The record is from RefSeq and is a predicted model, not a curated record. Gene Ontology annotation, cellular component: nucleus. Gene Ontology annotation, molecular function: RNA polymerase II cis-regulatory region sequence-specific DNA binding; DNA-binding transcription factor activity, RNA polymerase II-specific. The transcript is spliced from 4 exons. Lineage: Eukaryota; Metazoa; Chordata; Actinopteri; Siluriformes; Pangasiidae. The coding region runs from base 327 to 1391 and encodes 354 amino acids. Gene Ontology annotation, biological process: regulation of transcription by RNA polymerase II; multicellular organism development.
AAGUGAUCAAUCUCAAUUCGACAACAUUGGCAGUCAUCUUUAGCAGCGCGCGCGGAUGUGAGAGCAGAUUGGGGCAUUUGCUCUUUUUUUUUAAGGCCAAGGAGUAUUUUGGGGUUUGGGUUCACGUUGUUUUUUUUUCUUUCCUUUCUCUAAUUUGUUUUUACCUGUAAAUAAACAUUUGGUACAUUUGGCGUAGCAGGUCUCCUGGAUAUUCUUUACAGAAAGUGGAUACGCGAGAGGAAGAUCACCAGGUGUGUGUCAGCUCGGCGGGGAGACUCGGACUUUUCGGCGCGCGACUCCGCCGCUACCCCUCGCGAGCUGCUAGAAUGAUGUCAUACCUCAAACAGGCCCCGUACGCCGUGAACGGCCUGGGGCUCGGGGGCGCGCCCAUGGAGCUCCUGCACCCUUCCGUAGGGUAUCCGGGCAACCCCCGGAAGCAGAGGCGGGAGAGGACCACGUUCACGCGCACGCAGCUGGACAUCCUGGAGUCUCUGUUCGCCAAGACGCGUUACCCCGACAUCUUCAUGCGGGAGGAAGUGGCUCUGAAGAUCAACCUGCCGGAGUCCCGAGUACAGGUGUGGUUUAAGAACCGGAGAGCUAAGUGUCGGCAGCAGCAGCAGAGCAGCAGCAGCAGUAACAGUGGCAGCAGCGCUAAAAUCCGUCCUGCGAAGAAAAAAGCCUCUCCAUCACGCGAGAGUCCCGGUUCCGAGAGCAGCGGCCAGUUCAGUCCUCCAGCGGUGUCGAGCACCAGCUCAUCCUCAUCAUCUUCCUCCUCGUCCUCUUCAAAUUCAAACCUGGGUGGACUGGGCAUGAGCAGUAGCUCCGCCUCUGGGGCCACGCCCGUGUCAUCUAUCUGGAGCCCUGCCCCUAUAUCACCCCUUCCGGCUCCUCCCACCGUCCCAGAUCCCGCACCACCGACCAGCGCGUCCUGUAUGCAGCGCGGGGUUUCAGGAAGUGGAGGGCCAGCCGGAGUAGCCUCCUACCCGGUGUCCUACAACCAAACGCCCGGUUACGCCCAGAGUUACCCCAGUACUGCGUCCAGCUCAUAUUUCGGAAGCAUGGACUGUAGCUCCUACCUGGCGCCCAUGCACAGCCACCACCCUCAUCACCCUCAGCUCAGCUCCAUGGCGGGCACCGGGGUGUCUGGACACCACACGCACCCGCAUCACCCCCACCACCUUGGGCAGAGCAACGGGCACCACCACCCUCACCAUCACCCGCAUGCACACACACACCAGGGCUACGGCGGUGCGGCGCUGCCCUUCACCUCCUCAGACUGUGUGGAUUACAAAGACUACAAAGACCAAGCUGCCUCACCAUGGAAACUAAACUUCAGUGCAGACUGUUUGGACUACAAAGACCAGGCGGCUUGGCGCUUUCAGGUCCUGUGAGAAGUUGUGUUUUUUUUUUUAGCAUUUUAGUUUUGUUUAGAAAGCCACCGCACCAUCAGUAUAGAACAAAUUCUCAAAAUUGUGCUCUAAAGACUUUUAAGGAGCCAUUUGCAAAAACUGGAUUUCAAGGUGGAAAUCUUCUAAAGGAGGAGAUACUCUAGACUACUUUAGACUGGUGUUGCAGGAUUAAUCCCAUGCCAAAGGUCUUUGGCUAUCAGCUCUGAUGCCUGUCUGCCUUCACCGCCUUAGACAAGAGGAUCCUCUGAAGACUUUUGCUCUCUCUAGCCUUCGCCAGUCUGGGGGAAAAAAAGAAAUACUGUUAUUUCCUCCUGACGUGUAACCUGGUUUGGCAGUAAUUGGGUAUUUGAAAGACUAAACAGAUCCACAAAUCCCUCUACAUCUCCUUGCCUUCCUCAAUCCACUGCAACUCACUGCACUUGGACUUCUUGUGUGUCUAUGAAGGCAAUAAAUAUAAAAUAAAAUUAUACAAUGCGAUUGUCCUGCAACAGAGAAAACAAAAAUGUGAACCAAACUUGUUUCCUGUGAAAUGUUAAAAAAAUGAGCUGAUACUUUUUUUGCAUUACAUUCAUUAAAUAAAAUAUGAUUUAAAUCAAAAUUAAUGUUUUUUUUGUUCUAUAUCACCUUAAGAAUGACCACCACAAUGUCAUAUGUUUGAAGAAAUACAUAUGAUUUAAAUUAAUUUGUGCAAAGAAGAUAUGAAAGUCAUGUAAAAUUUGAAUGUAGGGAUAUCUUACAUCUGUAAAAUUGCAGCCAUUCAGUAAAAAAAAGUACAAGCAAUGUUAAACAAAGAAAAAAAUCAGGGCUCAAUCAUUGUACUGCUGUUACUAUUUCAUAUUGUGGAGUUUAUUUAACUUAUAAGACAUUUUUAAAUUAAA